Messenger RNA from Sinocyclocheilus rhinocerous, 1719 nucleotides. RefSeq names its product RCC1 domain-containing protein 1. The record is from RefSeq and is a predicted model, not a curated record. The transcript is spliced from 8 exons. Lineage: Eukaryota; Metazoa; Chordata; Actinopteri; Cypriniformes; Cyprinidae. Bases 48 to 1181 code for a protein of 377 amino acids.
GUGUGUGUGUGUAAGCGCGUGCGUUCUCUGUGAAGCGGGAUAGCUCAAUGCAUUGGUUUGGCUUUGGUUUCAAUGGCUUUGGUCAGAUUAGCCAGGCAGAUGUGAGCGGACAGACUGUGAAGUGUAACGUGAACACACCAGUCCUGCUAUCAGAGAUGUGUAGAUCGUGUGUGAUCAGAUCAGACUGUAGAGUCAGAGGCAGCUGGAGCUCCAGAGCUGAUGUGCAUCACACAGACUGUGGCAGUCAUGUGUGUGUGUCAGGGUUCGUGUCUGGUUCAUCAGAGGUUCGUGGAGGCAUUUUUCCAGAGAGUCUGGGCUGCACAGACGCUCUCAUCAGUGAAAGAUACCUGACACUCAACUUCACAGACCGAGUGGAAUGCUGGGAAAUCCAGCACCCACAAAACAAGCUUGUGUGGAAGAGAGAGCAGGACCUCUCUGACAACACCGGACAUCUUGUUACGCUGCCGUUGGUGUCAGGCGGGUACGUCACACCCAAAACCCCUUUUUUCCGUCCUCUCUGCUCUGACCUCUGUGCCGUGAGCCUGGCGUUGGGCUCUGAGCACGCUGUGCUGCUGACGUCAGACGGGACUGUGUACUCCUGGGGGUCUGGAAGUCACGGUCAGCUGGGUCACGGCGCUCUGACGUCACAGGAGGAACCUCAGGUGCUGGAGGCGCUGUGGGGCGUCCCGAUCAGAGCAGUGUCUGCUGGGAACUGGCACUCCGCUUCCAUCAGCACUGGUGGCGACCUGUAUAUGUGGGGAUGGAAUGAGAGCGGGCAGCUCGGUCUGCCCUCUAGAGGCCUGGAGGAGGAAAAGCUCAGAGGAAAAAGCUGUGGAAACACUGAGCAGCCCAUAAAUGAAGAUGAAAAGAAGCAAGCGGAUGUGUUUAUUUCUAUUCAAGCGUUCCCUGCUCUGGUGGACGUCCCUAAUGUGUUAGAGAUCAGCAGGAUCAGCUGUGGAUCGCGUCAUACAGCAGCCGUCAGCGGUACAGGGGAUCUGUACACUUGGGGAUGGGGCCAUUAUGGACAACUGGGACAUGGCACUGAAAAUAGCACAGAUGAGCCAACACUGGUGGAUUACUUCGCUAGCCAUCGAAUGUGUGUUAAGGAUGUUGUCUGUGGCUUAUGGAACACUUUUGUGUCUGCUGUGCCAAAAGAACAACCUCCAUCCCGACAGGAAUAGACUGUUUCAGAGUGCCAUAUAAAUACAGCGAUGUCAAAGUCACAGAAUUAGAGUUUAUUAAAUUAGGUACAAAUAUAUGAUUCAAAAUACAGGAUAUAAAGUAGAUUUCUUUUCUUUUAACAGAGUAAGUCAAAUGUUUUUAAACAUAUAAAUUGUAGAAAUACUGAACAAGAAUAUACAUUCACAAUUAGGUCGCUACAUUAUUGACAGACCAAAGGCACAGGUGAAAAUUCUGGACCGGAAAACAGCUUCCGUUCUGUGUAAACUUCACAACACAAUCUUGAAUGAACUGCAAAAGAACAUUCUCAGUCAGUGAGGAGAAAUCAGGAGAAAUGCUGCCUUCAAGUCUUGGGAAGAAGACUUUUGAAACUUUGGGAAAUUUCAUAAUUUUCUCACUUCUCAACAAAAACAGGACACUUUUUUCGCACUAACAAAAGUGCAAAAGAUGUGAAUUAGGUGUGUAAUUGAUGCUGUAAGCAUUUUAUAAUUCUUGUGCUGUAAUAAAGAAUGAUGAAAAAUGUAAUUUGGUCGUGUAAGC